Pyricularia oryzae 70-15 is the source of this 5485-nucleotide messenger RNA. RefSeq lists its product as uncharacterized. The coding region runs from base 954 to 4292 and encodes 1112 amino acids. The record is from RefSeq and is a predicted model, not a curated record. The transcript has 3 exons. NCBI's taxonomy places the organism in Eukaryota, Fungi, Ascomycota, Sordariomycetes, Magnaporthales, Pyriculariaceae.
GGAAAAUCCUUUCAAAGAUGAGAGAAUCAAACGGGAAGGAAAAUCAACAGUGGAACGGAAAAUCUCUUGUCCAAAAGAAAUAAACAAAAUCGCCUCUCUUUUCCAUCUUGUCAUCUUGGUUUGCCACCCUCUAGUCUUGCGUUUCUUCUGAAGCCUUCUAGAAAAAGAAGGUUUGCUGCUAUCCAGACGACAGCUAAGGUAUUCAGGCACGCGACCAUUUCUGCCCAAAAACGACGCCGUUGGUUGUUCUUGGCAACAGCAUGCUUCGUUCCUGAGGGGACUAUUUUUUUAAUAUAUAUAUUUUAUGUUUUUUUUUUCAUUACAUCUCACGCCAAGCACAUUUAGCAACUACCCUGACCGACGUACAGCAAAGCGCCUAGACACCAGUCAGACAGACGCCGACGGCUUGCUUGCUUUGCUGGUAGUGGUUCUGGACGGCCCGCUGGCUUGCCCUGCCUGACCAGAAACCCCCAAAACGACACCAAUCUGCAGCCCUUCUGCAGCAUCGGCCAUCUGUCUCUUUUUCUGGUCGCAUUGCAUCUGCCCGUCCGUCGCAUCAUUGGCAGAAACAGCUCCUUGACGAGUCUUACUUUUUGUCGAUCCUUCUUGUCACUCAUCCCGCGGCUCGACUCUUGCUCGACUCUUGACUUUUUUUUUGUACUUGACGCUAAGGGUUGGAACCAUUCAGCUACCUCCCCAACAAGACAUAUCCUGCAACUCAUCCGCCCACGUGCGACAACGCAGCAAAUCGACAACACUUUAAUCACACGAGAUUUUCCGCAAUUCGAUCUCCUAGCGAUAUCCUCGUUUUUCGGCUUUUCGACAACCCAAGUACUACCCAUAAUCCAGGCGAUCCAAAACAACCUCGAGGCGUGGUCUCUGGCGCCUUGCUUCAAUUCAGUAACCGAGCCUGCUCUGUCUAAAGUCGUCGGACGCAGGCUCAGAAGAUCAACAUGUCAGAAAGAGAACGCCGCUAUAGAUAUGCCAUCCCACGGCCUCGGUCGCCUACAUUCAACCCUGCCAGGGCCACGACUGAUGGCUUUCCCUCCUUUUACAAUGGUGGUGACCUACCUCCGAUGUCUACUACCUCACUUUACGACAUGAUGACGCCACGGGGACAAACUGCCGACUAUCGCCCUCCAGCUAUCCCUCCCUCGACGACCCAUCAUGCCACGUAUGUCGUUUCCGACUCUGCUGCUGCUAGAAGGGAAUCUUUGAGGCCCAGGAGCUCAAGCCAUAGAGAGCACGGUCGGAGCCAUCGAUCGCACUCUGAUGCCGCCACCCGGCCAAUCAUUGUUACCACCACGAAAAGACCAGAGGCGCCAAGCUCGCAUACAUCGUCCAACGCCAAGCCCGGAAGCCCAACACGCGACGCUUAUAGGUCGAGUGAUGACGGUGGCUCUUACUAUUCCCAACCCGCCUCGUCUCUGCGACCACGGAGCCGGCAGUCGUACGGCGGUCAUCACCACCCACCAUACAGUGCUGGCCUUGACAAUGAGGAAUAUCGCCGUCAAAGGGACCGCCAGACGGCUGACGACCGCUAUGGCCACUCCCGUCACGACUCGCAUCGGACCCGACCGAUGUCGGUUUACGCCAGCAUGCCUCCCUGCAAGAAUUCCGCGCCCAUUGACUACGACAAUGGGGAUGUAGAAUACACGAACCCUGGACAGCUCGCGAGAUAUGAUCUGGAGCACAGCCGUCCGGAGCCGCGCCGCCGCGAGAGCCUCGACAGGUACCACCGGCCCAGCACCAGCAUCUCUUCGGAUAUCGGUGGCAGACCCUACCACGAGUCUUCGCGCCGUGGGCCCCCACCUACCACUUGGGGUCUUGACAAGAUGAACCAGGGUAUAUCUUCGGGACUAUACGAUCAGUCCCGUGUGCCCAUCUCGCCGCUCACGUCUGGCUUUCCCCGCGAAUCGCAGUCCCGUCGGCUUAGUGGCAGCCUUGAGGUUCCAAACAGCCCAUUGAGGCACCGUAGCAACUCGCGAACUAGACCAGUCUCGCUAUACCAGGAAGAAGAGCGUCGACCAUCGCCGCCUGAUCAGCACCCUACCCAUCACCACCGCGGACGGGGCCGCGAAGACGAGCAGCACGUUCGCCGAGAGUCGCGAGACCGUGAUAAUGGAAGAGACGCUUACACGACCCCGCAAAGUGCCAUCGAGCAACGCGGCUUUGGUGUGAUUGUGGACGGGAAGCCUGUAGAGCCUCACCGCCGGGAUGAGUCUCGAGACCGGUACCGUGAACGCGACAGAGAUCGAUAUCGAGACGACGAUAUUGACCGAGUGUCGGAUGAGCGUCGUCGGGAACGCCGGGAACGAAGAAAGCUGUACCACGGUGAACCAAAACGACCUUCCGAUGACAGCUUAGACCGGGUCAUUAUCCGCGAGACCGAACGCAAGCCUGAGAAGGACGAUCAGAAAACCCGCAAAGACAGCCCGCGCCGCGACGAUGAUAUCAAGGACGACAAAGGCAGCAAGGAUGACAAGCAAGUCAAGGAAAAGAAGAGUGAUGGCUCAGUUGAUGGCACUUCACACGAGCCCAAGCGGCUGCGUGAUACUGUAGCUGCGGGGCUCAGCCUUGCCGCCGCCUCCAUCGGUAUUGGCUCUGCACUCAAGGACAAGGAAAAGGACAAGGAUAAAGAAAAGGACAGCGAGAGCAGCAAAGCUGACAAAGUAGUGACGGUCGAGAAGGUGGGAGGCGAUGACCGAGGUUCCUCUCGACGUCGCGAAUCAGUUUCUGCCGGUGCGCCACAGAGGCCCCUCGAUGAAGCGGAACAUCGACCACCGGUGCGAGGAAAGCCUGCGCCAGUGGUUGUUGAGUCUAGACCGAAGCCAGUUACAGUUCAUGAUGAGUGGGAGAUGGUCGACCGUCCGUCCGAACACAGGAGGAAGCCAAGCCCAGAAUCCAUGCCUGUGGCGGACAUGCAUGAGCGCAGUCAACAAGGACCCGAAGGGCGACUUAGCGAUGAUUCGGCAGACCGCAUAGUUCUUGUCGAGCGUCCUGGAGAGACAGCUCGUGCACCAAAAUCAUCGCACGAACCAGUUGCUGAUAAGGACGUCGAGAAGAAACCGGCCGCACUGCCUUCGAGCCCAACAGCUGAAGAUCAGCAACCAUUGCGCCGUUUUUCCCGCCGCGCACGUGGAGAAGCGGGCAGUGCGGCUUUCAGGCCAACCGAUACUGCCGAUCUCGUGGCGUUGAAGGCUCAAUUGGCUGCUCAAGAUACAUCUUCCAAGGAACCGGAGAGGGCGGCAGCGAUCCCUCCAGCAGCUCCAUCAGAGACGAACCCUCAGCCUGCUGCGCAGUCAGCCGCGCCACCUCCCCCUCCCCCUAAGGAGAUGCCUGUUCGCCGGGAGCCCUCGCCGGAGCGACGGCGCACAUCAGCUAGAGAUAUUUCGGCGGAGCGUCGGCGACCCCGGGAGAACUCGCCUGCAAGGCGUGCAUCCCCACCAUCGCAAAGAGACGACGAUGUUGAAUUCAUGGAUCAGAGUGGCUCAGUUGUCCAACAACGGGACAAAAAUGCUGGCGGAAGCUUCGACAGUACGAGCAGUCGAGGCCGCGAGCUGGUUGGACCCCACGAUGAAAAGGCGGUCAGAGUAGUCUCGCCACCGCGAGAAAAGGACGACAAGAAGCCUCUCAAAGGUAUCCUUAAGCCAAGCUCAAAGUUCCCCGAACCCGAGAACUUUGUUCGUGAGGGAGUGGCCCCGCACAAAGAUGACAAGACCAAGAAAGAUGUGCCUGCAGGCGCUCGAUGGACAAAGAUUGCUCGCAAGCUUGUCAACCCUGAGGCGUUGACUAUUGGGAAAGAGCGAUUUGAAGUCCGCGACGACUCUGUCAUUGUUUUGCGAGUCUUGAGUCGGGAGGAGAUUGAGGCCUAUACAGUUGCCACUGCUCAACUUAGAGAAAUGAGACUCAGGGAAUAUGAAAAGGCACGAGACCGGGAUCGGCGCAGGGACGACGAGAAAGACAGGGAACGGGAUCGCGACCGAGACCGUGACCGUGACAGAGAAGGUGACGAUGAGAGACGGCGUACCAGGCGCAGGGAGAAAGACGAAGAUAGCGAUGAUCGAGAGCCAGAUCGCAAGGACCGAACUCGAGACCGGGAUGACGAUAGAGAGCGAGACCGGGAUCGCGACAGACGCGAAAGAGAUAGGGAUCGGGAUCGGGACCGGAAUCGCGAUCGAGACCGGGAUGAUGAAAGGCGCCGACCAAGCCGUCGCCACUCGGACGACGACGAGGAAGAUGAUCGUUCCGGUCACCGGUCGCGCAGGGAGCGUCCUGCGAAUGACGACUAAUCCUUGGAUUUGUACCCACUUGACGAUUGGAUAUGUUUUUAUGAUGAUGCCACAUACCCCAGUUUUUUUACAUUUUGAAGCAUUGUUUACAAAGCAGGCGGGCGAGCAUUCAUCUUAUUGGAAUUCAUUGAGAACCCUGACUGGUCUACGUUGCUGGAAGUCUAUGCUGGACAUUAGACGGCUACUUACAUCGUGUCUAUUCGUGACUCCAACAAUCCAUGUGACCGUUCCGAGACGUCCUCUUAGGUUUGCGGACUAAAUACUCCUGCGGGUAUCCUUGGCCCUGGACCAGCUUACACGAGCUGCCGGGCCACGUCGAAAAAUCUUUGGUCCACUGACUACUGAAUAGGCCUAUAUUGAUACAUGUUCCGCCAUGACGUAUACAUUUUUCCUUGUCAAACAUGUAGAGAACGUAACAUGAUUAGUCGGACGCAAGGACGAAAGAAAUACACCAGAGAAGUAAAAAAAAACAAAAAAAAAACGAGGUUGCCAGAGAGUAUGCAAGGCGAGUCGUGAAGUCGGUAGGCAAGCAAGUAAAACGCUUCGGCUGUAUGGUGAAUCGUUCGGCAACCACCAUACAUCGCCAUGUUGGCAGGUCAUCGCGCCUAAAACAAAAAACACGAAAAUAACAUGAGAAUUCCAGGCCCCGGUGAUUGUGUCAUAUCAGUAUCAAAUCGAUCGGUGAACAAUCGGCAAGUCGUUUGCGACUACAAACCCUUUUUUCUUCUGUUUCCCUUCUUCUUUUCCCGCUCGGCCUUUUGAACUGAAAAGCACAGGCAAUCUUACAAAACAUCGAUUUGCUCAACGCGCUAGGAAAAAAAUACCGGGCAACACAGAAACCUUAUAGGACCCAUUUCAAGUAAACAUCUACGGCUUUGGGGAGGGUGGGGGGCUAGCCCGCGCAGAGCACGCGACAUCUUUCUUUUCCUUUCUUUUCUGCAUCUUAUGAUGAUUACACAUGAAACACUUAUCUUUGCGACGGUGCCAAAUAAGAAAAAAAAACACAAACACAAACCGGAAAAGGAGGGGGCGUGGAAUUUUAUUUUGUGCUUUGUUCGCGGUGAACCACCUGGAGGAAGCUUUUUGUGUUCGAACACUGGGUAAAAAGCGAGUCAGAAAUAUACAUUCCUUUUCAACGCAUACGCCACGACUAGGAAAGGUCAAUUUUGUGCCAAAUAUGCAGCAAAGAAGAA